UUCUUAUAAGUUUACUCGCAACGAACAGGGGAAUCAUCUUCUACAAAUCGCAAGCUCAAUGAACAGGAAAGCUGAGCUUGUUUUUAUCCCUUCACCAGUCGUCGGCCACCUUGUCUCCACUGUGGAGCUGGCCAAGAUCCUCGUCCAUCGCCACCACCGCCUCUCCAUUACCGUCCUCGUCAUGAAACUACCCUUUGACUCCGACAUCAACGGCUAUCUCGACUCACUCUCUGAAUCCCACCAUAUCAUCAAAUUCGUUCAUCUCCCCAACGAUGACCUUCCACAAUCCAAAACCAGAAACUUCUUCACUUCUUUCAUUGAAUCUCAUAAACCCCAUGUCAAAGAAGCUGUCUCUAGGCUCGUUCAGUCAGAGUCAACCUCCGAUGACUCGCCGAUACUCUCCGGGUUCGUUCUCGACAUGUUUUGUACAUGUAUGAUUGAUGUUGCCAAUGAAUUUGGAGUUCCGAGCUAUAUUUUCUUCACUUCGAGUGCAGCUUUUCUGGGUUUGAUGUUUCACAUGCAAUUUCUUUAUGAUGAUGAGAAUAAAGACCCCACUGAUUUGAAUGACUCGGAUACUGACUUGGAAGUAAUGAGUCUUGUUAACCGAAUUCCCGUUAGGGUUUUGCCCUAUGUGUUCUUGGGGAAAGAGGGGUCUUCCAUUUUGUUUGAGGCGGCGAGGAGGAUUCGAAGCGUUAAGGGUAUCAUUGUAAAUACGUUUAUGGAGCUGGAAUCUUUUGCCAUCAAGUCUUUAUCUAAUGGUGAAACCAACAUCCCACCCGUUUAUCCUGUGGGGCCGAUUUUGAAUCUUGAUGGUAAUAGCAUCGAUAAGGGGUCAUCCGGGUCCCAAACAAAAGCAGAGAUCAUUGAGUGGCUUGAUGAUCAACCACCAUCAUCAGUUGUCUUUCUAUGCUUCGGGAGCAUGGGAAGCUUCAAUGAGGAUCAGGUGAAAGAGAUUGCUUGUGCGCUUGAACAGAGUGGGCAUCGGUUCUUGUGGUCUCUUCGUCAACCUUCACCCAAGGGUCAGUUUCCUGUUCCCAUUGACUACACAAAUCUAACAGACGUGUUACCAGAAGGGUUUCUUGAUCGAACAGCUGCGGUUGGAAAAGUAAUCGGUUGGGCUCCACAAGUAUCAGUCCUAGCCCACAAGGCGGUCGGAGGGUUCGUGUCACAUUGUGGGUGGAAUUCAACACUAGAGAGCAUAUGGUUUGCAGUUCCAAUAGCCGCUUGGCCAAUGUACGCGGAGCAACAAUUAAACGCAUUUCAGAUGGUGGUUGAGUUAGAGUCAGCAGUGGAUAUUAAUAUGGAAUAUAGGAAGGAUUUUUCAGGAGAGAAUAAAAUGUUGGUGAGUGCAGGGGAGAUAGAGAAAGGGAUCAGAAAGUUAUUGGAGGAUGAUAAUAAGAUAAGGGAAAGAGUGAAGGAGAUGAGUGAAAAGAGUAGAAAAGUGAUGAUGGAGGGUGGAUCUUCAUUCACUUCACUGGGUUGCUUCAUUGAUGAUGUUAUGAGCCAUUUGUCAUAAAUUUAUUGUAGUGUCUCGAAUUAUGACGGUUUGGACUUAGGAGAACACUGAUGGGAUAACUUGUGUAUCGCUUCAUGGAAGCAGUGUUUUCAAAUCCGGAUUACGCCCAUAGUUCAGUCUGUUUAAUCUGGAAUUAAUCACUACUUUAAAAUUAUACUCAUCUUUUAAAUUUGUUUUAAA
Messenger RNA from Mangifera indica (mango), 1696 nucleotides. Its product is annotated as anthocyanidin 3-O-glucosyltransferase 2-like. Gene Ontology annotation, molecular function: UDP-glycosyltransferase activity. The transcript has a single exon. The record is from RefSeq and is a predicted model, not a curated record. Lineage: Eukaryota; Viridiplantae; Streptophyta; Magnoliopsida; Sapindales; Anacardiaceae. The coding region runs from base 59 to 1516 and encodes 485 amino acids.